AUGGUAGAAGAGCAAGAACUUUGUCUUAUGGAUUCACGUAGUGUAACGCCUCAGUACGUUGAAAUAUCUUCUGCAAUUCCGCGAGAAAGCAGUAGUGCAGUAUCGUUGGCGCAUAUUUCAUCGGAUGACGAACAGCAUUCUGAAUAUCAUUUGGAAACAUCAACUGAGUCAGUGUUUCGGACACCAGCUGUAAGUACACGUGGUCGAAAACGUCGACAGUUAGAAGAUAUUACCUCGGGAUUAGUUGAAUCGACCACAGCUAUUCAGGGUAAAAGAGGGCGCCCACGAAAUAGUACACGAGGGCGAGGUGUUGGUCGUCGCAUAAAUAACGCACAGUCUCAAGAAGACGCUGACGAAAGCAGUUUGUUCAGCUUGGUUAAAAGGGGAAAAAAUUUACAAGUAGUAAUCAAUAACUGGAUAGAAGAGUAUGAAAGGCAUCCAGAAAAUGCUCUUGUGCAAUUGCAGCAGUUUUUUAUUUCAUGUUGUGGAUGCAAGGGCGUGAUUUCAUCUGUCAUGCUUCAAACUAUGGAAUAUAGUGAAAUAAUUCGUCAAAUGACUGAUCAGUUUGAUGAAGACAGCGGAGAUUACCCUUUAAUCAUGCCAGGACCUCAGUGGAAAAAAUUUAAACAAACGCUGGCAGAUUUUGUCUUGCUUUUGGUAAACAAAUGCAAAUCAAACUAUAUUUUCGAUCAACGUUUGAUGGAUGGGGUUAUUCAGCUACUCACAGGUUUAGCUGAUAGUCAAGCACUUCAUUUUUCAAUCUUUCCCAAUAUUUCAGCUAUGAAAUUGUCAUCUUCUCUUGUUGAUGUUGCUUUGGAAUUGGUAGAUCUCAAAACAAAAAAUGUUAAGCAGGUUGAAACGGAAAAAGCAAAAUUAAGAGCAGAAGCCCCCAACAAUCGUCUUGAUGUUUUGAUUAAUAAGAAAACUGAAAUCGAUGACAAAACUGAAGAUAUCAGGCAGAUGUUAGCUUACAUUUUCAAAAGCGUUUUUGUACAUCGUUAUCGAGAUGUGGUGCCUGACAUUCGCAGCAUCUGUAUCAAUGAAUUGGGUCAGUGGAUGUCUGUUUACCCGGAUCAUUUUCUAGACGAUUCUUAUCUCAAAUAUAUUGGAUGGUCUUUGUAUGACAAGGUAAGCGAUGUACGCUUGAAGUGCGUUUCGGCACUUCUUCCUCUUUAUAACGUACCACAUCUGGCACAAAAAUUGGAGCUUUUUACUAAUAAGUUCAAAGAUCGACUCGUUAGCAUGGUCAUGGAUAAAGAUUGCGAAGUUGCUGUGCGUACUUGUCAGUUACUGACCGAAAUCUAUCGGGUUUAUCCGGAGGUUUUAACUGUGAAAGAUUGUGUUCCUAUUUAUGAAUUAGUUUAUUGUAAUCACCGAGGUCUAGCUCAGGCAGCUGGAGAAUUUUUAAACACAAAGGUUUUUCAAAUCCUGGAAGUUAUGUCAUCAGAAAAAAAGCGAGCUAGUGAUAAUUCCAAGCAGUUAAUCAUUGAUCUAGUUCAAUUCUUUGUGGAAGGCGAUUGUCAUGAUCAUGCAGCCUAUCUUGUUGAUGCUCUCAUUGAUACUAAUCCGAUGAUCAAAGAUUGGAAAACCAUGUCUGAUUUGUUGCUGUCUGGCGAAGCUGAAGGAUUUGAGAGUGAAUUGAUCGAAGUACUGGCAUGCUCCGUUAAACAAGCCGCUACAGCUGAAAGCCCCGUUGGACGAACUUAUUCGACUAAAAAAGGAUCAGCUGUUAAUAAAGACGCACGUGUGCUACAAGAAGAUAGAUCUCGUCUUUCUGAAAAUUUAAUCCCUCAACUACCACAACUUCUUCAGCGUGCAAGUAUUUCAUAUGCCAACUUUAUUGCUGAUAGAGACAAAGUAGCGAAUUUGAUUACUGUGCCACUUUUCUUUGAACUUGAUAUGUACAUGGCUAGCAGACUAGAAAAGCAUCUGGAUGAAUUAAUGAGUACCUUGGAAAGUAUCGUAGAAAAGCAUGCAGAUGAUGAAAUUCUUCAGAGUGUUGCCGAAGUGAUGUCAUAUUUUUCUACUAAUAUUAGUGUAGCUCAGCAUACAGAAACUCAUCGUUUGAAAAUGUUAGACGGUUUAGCACUUCAGUUACGUCAUUCUGUGCAGCAUUUUCAUCGAGAACAAGCACUAGAUGAAGAAGACGAUGCAGCCAUGCUUGCUGCAUUUCGAAAAAUUACGGCUUUCGCAAUGUUUGAAGACCUGAAAAAGUGGCAGCUUUGGGAUGUGGCAUUCAGUGUAUUGACAAAUGGGGAAGAGAAACAAGUAUCUCGUGAUGUUGGAGAAAAAGCUGUUGUUUUAUUGUUUGCAUCACUAUGUUGGGAUGUGAGUCGUUUGACCCGUGAACAGGAACCUAACAAAGAGGAAGCACUGAGGAGACUACAGAGACAUAAAGAAGAAUUCACUGAGCUUGUAACAUCAAUCAUGAUGAGUGGUGCAUCAGGCGUUGAAAAUGCAUUUUUGUGUUUUGUUGAUGCAUUAAUGAUGUUUAAUGGGAUGGACGAGAAAAGUUUGGCUAUAAAAUUAGAUAAUGAGAUUAUUCGAGCACUCUCAAUGUUUGUUCAAGAUAACGUUUUUGUAGAAGAAAAUGAGUCAGAACAGUUGCUAGAUCAACAAACGCAAGUAGAAUUAAUGCAUAAGCGGCGGAAGAUACUUGUUCAAUUUUGUAAGCUGAUAUUGCAUGGUAUACUGCCGAUUUAUGAAGCUUGUGUAGUGCUGCAGUUUUACACAAAGUUUUAUACCGAUUUUGGGGACAUUUUGAAGACUCUUCUUACGAAAUGUCGUGAUAUGGAUAGAUUAAGUUGUGCGAAAGCUGUAAUCACUGCGCUUUCUCAUCAUUACGAGGAAAUUAAGCGUUCUUCUUCUAAGAACUUUGUUGACCCAAAUUCGGAUGAAUUUGCAUCAAUUCGUGAUCUCGCAAAACGUUUUUCUAGUCUGUUUGGCUCCGACUUCAUCAAAAAUCGUGAGGCAUUAGCCAUCAUUCACAAGGAUGGUAUAGUAUUUGCCGUGAAAAGUGAUGAAGAUGGAAGUGGACCGGUCGAAAAUAGAAAUAUAAGUUUUCUGGAAAUCCUGUGUGAAUUUAGCAAUAAGUUACUGCGGCAGGAUAAACUUUCUAUACUUAAAUAUUUGGAAAAACACGGUGAACGAUUCGUCAGUGAAGAACCGUAUAUAAUCUAUAAAGCUUCUUUACAGGAACGAAUUGACGAAGCGACAUCUGCGCGAAAUCCUGUUGUACGUGGAAGAGGUAGAGGACGUGGGCGUGGGAGAGGCACGCCAACUUACGCAUCAACAGCGUCUGUAUAUGGGGGUGACGAGUAA
Thelazia callipaeda (thelaziosis nematode) is the source of this 3321-nucleotide messenger RNA. The record is from the annotation of a GenBank genome assembly. NCBI's taxonomy places the organism in Eukaryota, Metazoa, Nematoda, Chromadorea, Rhabditida, Thelaziidae.